AUGCGAUGGACCGAGCUGCGAACCGGCAUCGAGGUGUACGAAAAAGGCGGACGAGUGGUCGGCGUGUCAAAAGUCGCAGCCAAGCAGGCGGUCACUGAUACAACUCUUGUGAGGGCCUUCCUACCUGUACCGCUGCUUCUGGCUCCGCCCUGCAUAAUGCCGUUUCUUGAGAGGUUACAAAUGGGUCACCGUUCCCAAACGCACGUUCGUCAUCUCUUUGUGAACGCAAUCGUCUGUACGCUUUCCUUCGCUGCCAGUUUGCCGGUCGCUCUGGCGCUGUUCCCACAGGAGAGCACUAUAUCCAUUGAAAGACUGGAGCCGGAAAUCCGAUCCAAAACCACUGCCACGGAAUUGUUUUACAACAAAGGAUUAUGA
Molecule: messenger RNA, 375 nt
Organism: Ostertagia ostertagi
Lineage: Eukaryota; Metazoa; Nematoda; Chromadorea; Rhabditida; Trichostrongylidae
Source: the annotation of a GenBank genome assembly